Molecule: messenger RNA, 2082 nt
Organism: Xyrauchen texanus (razorback sucker)
Lineage: Eukaryota; Metazoa; Chordata; Actinopteri; Cypriniformes; Catostomidae
Gene: zbtb47a
Product: zinc finger and BTB domain containing 47a
Biological process (GO): regulation of transcription by RNA polymerase II
Cellular component (GO): nucleus
Molecular function (GO): RNA polymerase II cis-regulatory region sequence-specific DNA binding; protein binding; DNA-binding transcription factor activity, RNA polymerase II-specific
Source: RefSeq, a predicted model, not a curated record
AUGCUUUCCUGGGCCGCCGUGAGCGCGAAGCUGGACUGUAAACUUCCGUCCCCACUCACGGCUACUCGAUCGGUACCUCAGCUGAUUGUGGAGAAGACUGCUGAUCACCCAUUUGCAGAGUUCUCCCUGGUAGAGGAUGUGGCCCUUCACUGUACCUUUUUGAUAGACAGGCUUAACAAGCAACGUCUGUUCCAACUUGUUCUCCUGCACCACCAGACCUCUUUCCAGGCCCAUAAGGGAGUACUAGCUGCCUACAGCCCCUUCUUCCACUCGCUCUUUGCCUGUAGUAAGGAGCUACAAGGCCUGAUGCAAAUCCUGAACUUCAUCUACACUUCCAAACUCCUGGUCACCAGCUGCAAUGCCCAGGACAUGCUCAAGGCUGCCACUGUGUUCUAGAUGAGCAACAUCGCAACUUCCUGUAGCGAACUCAUUGCCAGAGGCUCACUGGGAAUCAGUCCUAGUGUAGACCAAGCCAAACAGGAGACCAGUUCUUAGAACUCAGUGAACUCUAACUUUCUCGUGGACAUCAAGCAAGAGAAAGACCAUACCUGUGCCAAGAUAUAUGUGGGGAAAAGUGAUGGAAGCCCAUACGCUGGUCUGGACAGAGAUGGGCAUCCAGUAAGUGUAAAUGUAAUUGCUUGUAACGUCGAAGGCAAAACCAAAGGAUCAAAGGAAUCUGAAGCUCUUGCUUCAUUUAAUUGAGAGCAAAUUAUUGUCAAGUUGAAUUUGAACAAUCAGACCCUUAAUGUAUCCAAAGGUUUAGAGGGCAGUUCUCCCAACACAGCAGCUCAAUCUCCCUCAGGGCAACAUGUUCCUGGAAAAGUAAGGAUGAAUGAUCAGACUGUUGAGAAAUCUAGAGAUAAUGUGCCCAUAGAGGAGGAAGAGGUGGGUGAGCAAAGUGAAGAUGAUGUGGGGCUUAGUGGGGUGGAAGGCCACACAUUACAUGUAUUCAUGCCUGAAAGACCCUUACGACAAGCCCACGACUCCGUUGAUGCAAUAGCGAUGGCCUCCAAGAGAACCAGUGUGAGGCAAGAGAAGGGUCAUGGUGGGAGAUCUGAGGAGCAGAAUGAUGAGUUGGAAAUACAGAGCUUUCCCUGUGUGAGGUGCCCCAAGAUUUUCAAUAACUGCUGGUAUUUGGAGAAACACGUGAACAAGACACAUAACCGCAUGCACAUCUGUUACAAGUGUGGCAAGCACUUCCCCCUGGAAAGUGAACUACUGCUACAUCAGCAGACAGACUGUGAGAAGAGCAUACAUUGUCUAACCUGUGGAAAAGCCUUCAGGAAGCGCUGGUCCCUCCAUGAGCACAUUAAUGGCUGUGAUGAGAAGAGGUACACUUGUGACAUCUGUGAGAAGAAAUUUUACACAAUGGCUCAUGUAUGCAAACACAUGGUCGCCCACACCAAGGAGAUGCUAUUUACCUGUGAGACAUGUGGCAAGUCCUUUAAAAGGUGCAUGUCACUGAAAGUCCACUCUCUCCAACACUCAGGAGAGAAGCCAUUCCAGUGUAAUGUAUGUGCGUGAGCAUUUUCAGUACAAGUACAGCUGCAUUCUCACUUGAGCAUCCACAUUGGACAUAAGCAGUGUCAGUGAGACAUGUGUCAGUGGUGUGGGAAGGACUUCAAUAUGAAACAAUAUUUUGAUGAACACAUGAAGACACACACAGGAGAGAAACCAUAUAUAUGUGAGAUCUGUGGGAAGAGCUUCACAAGCCGAACCAAUAUGAAGCGUCACUGCCGCACACACACUGGAGAGAAGCCGUACCCCUGUGAAGCGUGUGGCCAGCGAUUUCGCUUCUCCAACAUGUUGAAAGCUCACAGAGAGAAGUGUUCCCAGGUCAGAAACCCCUCCACCUCUGAGGCCAUUCAUCCAUAAUAUGAUCCCUCUGCUUUAACCAAUCAAAUGGAAGCUGCUGCUAACCAAGAACUUGCCAUCGAGAUGAAAACCAGAGAUAUCAGCCCACAUCGGCAUGGCAUAGUCUCUUUUCCAUCACCUGUGCUGCUCUCAGUUGAAGUGGCUCCAUCAGGUUCUCACCUGCAUUCUCUUACACCACUCCUCUCUUCUGUUUGGACAGACUGUUGA